AUGGCAAUCACUCUCACAGGAAGCUGCUUCUGUAGAAGCUUAGAGUUCAAGAUCACGCUCAACUCAGUGGACGACGCGAGGACUACGCUAUGUCACUGUGGGAAUUGUAAGAAAGCUUUUGGUACCAACUACGGUCUCACGUCGAAAAUCCCCAAAUCUGCGUUCCAGUAUACUAAAGGGAAACCUAAAGAACAUGCAAUGGAUAAUGGUGGAGGGAGCGUAGUGACCAGAGAGUUCUGUAGGGAGUGCGGAUCGUAUAUCUUGGAAUAUGGGGCUCAAGCCAAGAACGAUUUUCGAUUCGUUACCCUCGGUUCACUAGAUGACCCUACUGUGCUUCCUCCUAAAGGCGAGUUCUUCACUAAAGAUAGGUUAGACUGGAUGCCUCAAAUUCCAAACACUUUCCAGAAAAGAGAGAUCAAGGAGUAA
Messenger RNA from Kwoniella botswanensis, 426 nucleotides. RefSeq lists its product as uncharacterized. NCBI's taxonomy places the organism in Eukaryota, Fungi, Basidiomycota, Tremellomycetes, Tremellales, Cryptococcaceae. The record is from RefSeq and is a predicted model, not a curated record. Gene Ontology annotation, molecular function: carbon-sulfur lyase activity. The transcript is spliced from 4 exons. The coding region runs from base 1 to 426 and encodes 141 amino acids.